AUUCUCGAACGCUCGCCCCACGUCCACCGACGCUAUAUAAGACUGGAGACCGGCUGCAUUCGUCAGAAGUAUUACGAAAGCGCAUACGAAACGCGAAGCGAAAGAAGCAAAGACUCAAAGCUAUCAAAAUGUACAAGUGUCUUAUUUUAGUUGGACUUUUGAGUUUCGUCAACUGUGAUGAGGCGAGAAAGCAUAGAGUUGAAGAUCCUUUAGCUUCUCUAGACCGCCAUUUGACACAUACACUCGCAUACCACUAUCUUUGGCCUUGGAGUCAGCUCAUGAAGGCAGCGGCGGUGUUGGAUACUGAGGAUUAUUUGGAGGAACCCCAAAUUUUCUCGGAUUCUAAGAGGUACGAAAUCAAAUUAAACGUGAAGAGAUUCAAGCCGGACGAAUUAAAAGUUAUAGUGAAGAAUCGGUACAUCAUAGUCGAAGGGAAACAUAAAGUGACGAAUGACGACACGAGGUUUAUAGCGAACCACUUCGUUCAGCGGUUCGUGCUGCCUCCAGGAAGCAAGCAAGAGGAAGUGAAGGCUGUUCUGAAUGAGAAAGGUGUGUUGAGCAUUUCGGGACCAAAACAUGAGUUGCCUCCACCACCUCCAGUACGCGAAAUACCAAUAGAAGUGUUGGUGCCCGAAAAGACGACGCAGAAGACUGAACUCCCGGAAAAAAAUGAGGAUACCACGGAAAAGAAAGACGUUCCCGCUGUUGCUACAUCGACGGGUACUUCUUUUGAACAAUUGGAACUGACCGAAGCGACGACACAUGUCGGUAAAAUUAGAAAGAAGGAAUUGAAGACAACACCUAAAACUUCAAAAGACAACGAAGUCACAAAAGGGGGAGAGGGGAACGGUCUGGAUUACGCCUUGAUAGAAGCCGACGAGUGAGUGUAGUGGAAGCUGUUUAUCAAAGACUGGACAAAGCUUUAAAACGGCCGGCUGUGAAUAUUAUUGUUAUACUUUUAUCACAGUAGUGAGGUUAUGCGCCUACGAUGUCGGUCGCUCUCUGUGUUGCUGAGAUUUACGAGGUUGUUUAUUUGAUGAAUAUUAAAUGUUAUUUAUUGUAAGUAAUCUCACUGGUUUCAUUUGCCUGGGGUAAUGCCCGGUAAUAUUACCGUUUUAUGACACCAUAAUGUUUAUGAUGAUGGUUAACUCGCACACAUUUUAUACGGCGGAGUGAUUUGCUAUGCUCAUUAAUAUUUCAUACUUGUUUUAGUAUAAUGGUCGAAUACAAUGAAAAUAAUCUUAAUAAUACCUAGAUACCGGAAAUGUGACAGAACUGAGGACGUAAAUGGAUUACAUUAAAUUACAACAAUUUUGAAUUGGCUAUGAACAUAAAGUAAAAAUUAAAAGAAAUGAUUAUUCAAAAUUGGAUAGUCUCAUUUCUAAACGUAAACGUUAAAAAAGAA
Molecule: messenger RNA, 1405 nt
Organism: Diatraea saccharalis (sugarcane borer)
Lineage: Eukaryota; Metazoa; Arthropoda; Insecta; Lepidoptera; Crambidae
Source: the annotation of a GenBank genome assembly